UUAUGUUUUGUCGAAUCAAGAAAAAAAAUGAAAAAACGAAUUGUGUUCUAGGCCUCCUGUCGCUCCUCGUAGGCUCGAAGUCGAAGGAUAAGAUUUGGGUUUGUGUUUGUGUUUGGGACAUUUGCUUCAGUUUCAUCAGGAGCAGCGCCGAAAAGAUUACAACUUUAUCCGCCAGAUUUAUGUUUUUAUCGAAAUAUGGAUUUGGAGUCUGCAGAUGAAUCCAAAGAUUACAUUGAAGUGGAUGACAGGCAUGGAUUUGUUAACUUUUUGAAAAUCCCAUAUGCACAUCGAGCAAAUAAAUUGGUGAAAGAUGUACCAGUGACUAAUGAAUCUUUCUAUUGUCCAGAGGAGUAUUUUUAUUUGGUUUGUAUCUUUGAUGCAAUAGAUUGCACCAAAGCUUUACUUGAAGGAGACCCUUUCAUUGUAGAUCUUAAUGUUCCCUUUGAAUAUGGAUUAUAUCCAUUACAUAUUGCGGCUGAAGCUUUCUCAUAUGAUAUGAUUGACUUGUUACUUCGCCAUGGGGCUUGGACUGAUGUCAGAACCAUAGAAGGUGAAUUCAGGGGUGACUUGCUGCCUCUGAAUAUAGCACUUGAAAUGUUAAGUUAUCAUCGAUACCCGUCUCAUUGGACUCCGAAGCAGUCUAUUUUCAAGUUGAUUGUUAUUCUUUCCCUGCCACAAAUGAAAGUACCAUUAGAAACCAAUAGGUUACUUGCAUGGAACACAAAGGAUGUCAACAAUAUAUUUUACCAUUAUGCUAUGGAGGGAAAACUUAUUCCAUUGGCUGCUCUGCUAUUGGUGGCUCGAGAAAAGAUUAUGGCUCCAAGCAUGCUGAGCAAAGAUGGUUCUGUUUUAGAAGGAGACGUGAUGAUCCGCCAAUGCAUCCUUGAUAAGAGUGCAUUACUAGAUGAGGAGGUUGAAUUAAUGUGCAUUGGUAAAAAACGUAAUCAGAAGAUUAAGAAUAAGAAGACGGUGAUGAAAAUGGUCCUGCUAUUGCUUGAAGUUUUUGCUAGGACUGGUGAUGCUAUUGAAACAUACAGGCAGUCUGUACAAUAUCAUAUGUCAAAAGAAAAGGUGGUGAAAGACAUCAAAGCGCUGCUUGAGGAAUCGGGGUUUGUUUUGAAGGACAAAGACAUAGACUUGAGUGACAUAGACUGCGAAAGUGAAGAAAUCAAGCUGGCAACAGAAGUGUUAGAGAGGAGAACAUCAUUUAGGUCUCAAUCACAGGAUCUCUGUAUGCCACACCACUCGCUAUCGCGCAGUUUUCGCCAGUCAAUGCAUCCAAUUACUAACAAAUUUCAGGAGCAGAAGUGGGCAAUGUCUAAAUUUAUUGAAUGGGGAUCACCUGUUUUAUCACAUGAACGACCGUGCCAUACAUUCCACUUGAUGAAGGAUUUCUACGGCUUUCAUUUGUAUCGGUUAGCAAGGAACAAAAAGAUGGGUAAAGCGAUGAUAUUGUCACCAGCAUUUUUUCUAUAUUUAAAAGAUUAUAAGUUCUUUGCAUCAGCAAUCAAGCAUGGGAUAACGCGAAUAUGAUUUGCCUAAUUUGCCUAAGCACCAUUUUCGACCCUUACUUUUUAAGGUUUACCUGUUCAUCCUCUUUUUUGUUUUCCUUUUUUCUUUUUGAGAACAAAAGUGACUUCUGACUUUCAGUUGUUUUGCAACUUUCUACUUCUUGUUACAUGAUGGAUGAGUCAAUUAGGCAUUUGAUUUUGUUUUCUCUUCA
Molecule: messenger RNA, 1723 nt
Organism: Cornus florida
Lineage: Eukaryota; Viridiplantae; Streptophyta; Magnoliopsida; Cornales; Cornaceae
Exons: 8
Coding region: 196-1533 (445 amino acids)
Biological process (GO): protein ubiquitination; positive regulation of protein catabolic process
Molecular function (GO): protein binding
Source: RefSeq, a predicted model, not a curated record